GGGGGGGGGGAGAGCAAGAAUGGUCCCCAACUUCUAUGCAUUCUGCCCGGGCCCGGGGAGCAAGACAAAGAGAGGGAGAGAGAGGAGAGCAAGAGAAAGAGAGAGAGAGAGAGCAAGAGAGAAAAGAGCAAUAUUCGUCCGUUCAAGCGCGGUGCGCUCUUCCCCCUCCUCAGGCCUCAGCCUCAUCAUGCGGUGCGCACGAAUCCGUAACUCUGAAGGGAAACCCGAUCGUGAGCCAGGUGCGUCAGGUCAGGCUCCCAGUCAGCGCCCCCGCCUCCUCCAACGUAAUCAACAAUCCAUCGCCCACACACACCUUUCAAAAGCCAAAUAUCCUUCACUGUCCUUUGAGCGGAUCAGGAGGGGGAAAGAAAAAGCCACAAAGGAACGAGGGAGCUGGCUGGCUGGGGUCAGGGUCAGGUACCUCGUGAUGCGUGCGCUUGCGCGCGCAAGCUCGAACCUCCGCACACGUCCGCCCUGGUCACAUCCUACGCAAACGGGCCACCUCGUCUCGUCUAGGUCCGCGCGUCCAAUCACACAGCCCACGCAGCAAGCAGCACGCGCUCGACGGGGGAGGGAGAGGGGGGGGCCUUAAAAGGUUCGCUCGCUUUCGCCAUUUCCCCACUUCACACACUCGCACUGUCUCUCAAGCGCAUCCCCACAAGACUCUCCCCCAUCAUGCUGUGCUUGCUGCCUUUUUCUCAAGCUUCAUAUCCCUCCAGUAUUUCUUUUCGCGCGCCAUCGAAUGCUUAUGCUACGUGAACGCUCGCAUCGAGGGUCUAGUCAUCGUUUGGGAGGAGGGGGCAAAGAAAAGGGACCAACGGGCUGCAUCGGCGAGGGAGGCAGGGCGGCGAUGAAGCGCGAUCGAGGCUUUUUUGUCGGAUAUCGUGUGCCGAAGUCAGACCGAUUCGGCACGUCUAGUCAAGCUUAUAUCAGCCCAGUAUUUCUCCGGAUCUUGCAAUGGGCGCCAGAAAUCCUCCGCUAGCGCCAUCGCACCACCGCGCGAUAAGCCCAGCACCUCCUCGUCCUGCUCCUCUGCCGCGCAUGUUCC
Ceraceosorus guamensis is the source of this 1048-nucleotide messenger RNA. RefSeq lists its product as hypothetical. The coding region runs from base 20 to 592 and encodes 190 amino acids. The transcript has a single exon. Lineage: Eukaryota; Fungi; Basidiomycota; Exobasidiomycetes; Ceraceosorales; Ceraceosoraceae. The record is from RefSeq and is a predicted model, not a curated record.